Dicentrarchus labrax (European seabass) is the source of this 5524-nucleotide messenger RNA. RefSeq names its product phosphoinositide-3-kinase, regulatory subunit 1 (alpha) (gene pik3r1). Lineage: Eukaryota; Metazoa; Chordata; Actinopteri; Moronidae. The record is from RefSeq and is a predicted model, not a curated record. The coding region runs from base 540 to 2726 and encodes 728 amino acids. Gene Ontology annotation, molecular function: protein binding; 1-phosphatidylinositol-3-kinase regulator activity. Gene Ontology annotation, cellular component: phosphatidylinositol 3-kinase complex. Gene Ontology annotation, biological process: phosphatidylinositol phosphate biosynthetic process; insulin receptor signaling pathway. The transcript is spliced from 15 exons.
AAGGGAGCGUUUGUUCUGGACGCGGGGGGGGGGAAACCGUGCCGUUAUGUGGACGAAACUGUGUGGUUGUAACAUUUUGUACAACUCGGUAAACCUGGAUUUAAACGCAAACGGAGGUUUUUCGUUGUUAACCGUGCCGGUACGGGAUCUGUUCGGGGUCGCGUUGGCUCGAUAAUUCCCGCCGCAACUCGGAAGUUUAACGAAGUGGAAGGCUCGUGGGAUUCUCGCCUGUGGAUGUACGCAGACUCGGUCUGGAUAGCAUUCUCAACAUCACAGCUGCAGGUCAUUUCUUGAUGGGUACAUACUGUGAGGCAACACACCAAGAGAACUGGAAAUCAUUCAGUAAAGACAGGAACUGUGAAAGAAUGAAGACGAGCUAGAUAUUUUUUGUCUGUUUAGUUGGACGUAGACGACCUACAACCAUUUGAACUAGCAAAUGUGUACCUGGACUAAACACACACUAACAUAGAAACCUGAAAAGUAACUUUGUUGAUUUAAAGAUCAACUUCAAAAGAACACCUCGACACACAGCGAUCAAUAUGAGUGCUGAAGGAUAUCAGUACAGAGCGCUUUAUGACUACAAGAAGGAGAGGGAGGAGGACAUUGAUCUGCAUGUGGGGGAUAUACUGUUGGUAAGCAAAGUAGCUCUGGUGGCUGUCGGGUACACUGAUGGGCUGGAACAGAGGCCCAACGAGAUUGGCUGGCUGCCAGGCUUCAACGAAACCACUCAGGAAAAAGGGGACUUCCCUGGGACAUAUGUCGAGUUCAUCGGGAAGAAAUGGAUCUCCCCUCCCACGCCCAAGCCAAGGCCCCUCAGACCUUUACCUGUAGCUCCGGGCGUCUUCAAGGGGGAGACAGACUCCGACUCGGAACAAGGCUUCAGUCUGCUGGACUUGACGGAGCAGUUUUCCCUUCCAGACACCACUCCACCAGUGCUGGCCAGACUGCUGGAGGCUAUUGAGAGGAAAGGUCUGGACAACCCCACUUUAUAUCGAACGUUUACUGCAGGUGGUGGACUCGAAGUCAGACAGUAUUUUGAUUGUGAUCCCGCCACAGCAGACCUGGAUCUGUUUGAGCUUCCGAUCCUGUGUGACGGUCUGCGCAGGUACCUGCAGGAUCUCCCCCAGCCAAUCAUCCCCACAGCAAUAUAUCCUCAGAUGGUUCACACCGCCAAAGAGGUGGCGAAUCCUGAGGAAUGUGCCCAGCUGCUACGUUGCAUCGCCAGCACCCCGAGCCUUCCCCCCCAAUACUGGCUAACUCUCCACUGUCUGCUAAGGCAUUUCGCUAGAGUGUGCCAAAACUGCUCCAAGAACCUGCUCAGCGCCAGAGCCCUGGGCGAGAUCUUCAGCCCUGUGUUUUUCAGACAACAGGCCACCAGUUGCGAACCCAGCUUGGAUGCUCACAUCAAGAUCAUCGAGGUUCUGGUGACCAGUGAAUGGAGUGAAAGUCAGGCAGCUCCAGCUCUACCUCCAAAGCCACCGAAGCCCACAUCUGUGACUAACAACGGUAUGAACAACAACAUGGCUCUACAAGACGCCGAAUGGUACUGGGGAGACAUCUCAAGGGAGGAGGUCAAUGAGAAACUGAGGGACACUGCGGAUGGUACGUUUUUGGUGCGAGACGCCUCUACGAAAAUGCACGGAGACUACACUCUGACUCUGAGGAAAGGAGGUAACAACAAGCUCAUUAAGAUAUUCCAUCGGGAUGGGAAGUACGGCUUCUCGGACCCACUGACCUUCAGCUCCGUCGUCGAGCUCAUCAACCACUAUCGCAACGAGUCACUGGCGCAGUACAACCCCAAGCUAGACGUCAAGCUGCUGUAUCCGGUCUCCAAACACCAGCAGGAUCAGGUGGUGAAAGAAGACAACAUUGACGCUGUGGGGAGGAAGCUCUGCGAGUACCACCAGCAGUACCAGGAGAAGAACAAAGAGUACGACCGCCUGUACGAAGAAUACACCAGAACGUCACAAGAAAUCCAAAUGAAAAGGACGGCCAUCGAGGCUUUUAAUGAAACCAUAAAGAUAUUUGAGGAGCAAUGCCAAACGCAAGAGCGGUACAGCAAGGAGUAUAUCGAGAAAUUCAGGAGAGAAGGCAACGACAAGGAGAUCCAGAGGAUCAUGGGCAACUAUGAGAAAUUAAAGUCCCGGAUUAGUGAAAUCAUCGACAGCAAGCGGCGGCUGGAGGAAGAUCUGAAGAAACAGGCGGCAGACUACAGAGAGAUUGACAAGAGGAUGAACAGCAUCAAACCAGACCUCAUCCAGCUCCGCAAGACCAGAGACCAGUAUCUCAUGUGGUUGACCCAGAAGGGAGUCAGACAGAAGAAACUCAACGAGUGGCUCGGAAUCAAGAACGAGAACACAGAAGAUCAAUAUUCUAUGGUGGAGGACGACGAAGACCUUCCUCAUCACGACGAGCGGUCCUGGAAACUGGGCAACAUCAACCGACUACAGGCGGAGGCUCUCCUCCAAGGAAAGAGAGACGGAACAUUCCUGGUUCGAGACAGCAGCAAAGCGGGAUGCUACGCCUGCAGCGUUGUCGUGGACGGCGAGGUGAAGCACUGCGUCAUCAACAAGACCCCCUCAGGUUAUGGCUUCGCCGAGCCGUACAACCUGUACAGCUCACUAAAAGAACUCGUACUUCACUACCAGCACACGUCUUUGGUCCAGCACAAUGACUCUCUGAAUGUGACGCUAGCGUACCCGGUCUAUGCCCAGCAGAGACGGUGAGGACCCCCCACCCGGAUGUUAUCCACACAUGGACACGAGAGAAAAAGGCCUCAUUGGGAGUUGGAGACUCUGUUUGCCUAACUCAGACUUGAAAAUCGGAGGACAAAGACGCAAUAAAGCCUGAAACAUUUCAGUGACUUUGCCUGACCCACGAGCCUGAGGCGAGUCUGAAUGUAGAUUUCUUUCUUUUUGCUUCGUGCGGGAGCACAGAAUCAAGCGGGAAACUGCUGAACUUCUCCCCCAGCAGAGGACAUUUUGAGGCCUUUUCCUUAAUGGUGCUUGUUCUUUUUCAAAGCUUUACCAGCCGGGAAUGUCUAAUCGCAGCAGAUAAACUCUUCAAAUGGAAACUGUACCCACCGGCCACAACUUUGUUUUUCCACUUUUUUUUUUUUUUUUCUUCCUUUCACGUCAUCUAUGUGUGUUUGUGUGUGUGUUUCUGCACAAGUGUUUCUGUGUAUGUAUGUUAGUGAGUGUGUGAUUGUCCAUGUGACCAAAACUCAUAGAAUCAGGAAACUGUGUGAAACGUCGGGCGGGCGGGAGAGGGGGGGGAGGUAAAGCUGUGUAACACAUUUGCUUGUGUUAACUGUUCAGUAGCGGACCGUCGGUCGGCUGAUAAAUGUAGCAAAAUGGCACUUUUUAAACAAAGUUUAAUUUUCUUUUUUUUGUUUUGAAAAAAGACUCCUAUGGACUUUUAUCAGAAGAGCAGUAAAGGACGAAAGACGUCGGCGUCCUGCCUUCUUACUGUCGAGCAUUAUAGCGCAGAAGUAAACUUGAUCUUUUACUGUGGGGCAGGUGAAACUAUGAAUGGACUAUUUCAUGUACAUAUGUGAAAAAAUGUGCAAAAGUCAUGAAUCAAAAGUGCACCAUACCAAAAAGGAUCAGUUCCUUGUUUUAGUUAUAUUUCUGAUCUGCUAUGCAAUUCUUUCUCUCCAUUACUUCUUCAGAAUUGUUUGUUUUUAUUCUGUUGCAACCCACGAUAUAAGCUUUUGUUUUUAUUGCUUGAAAAGUAUCUUUUCCUGUGUAAAAUAUCCACGAGGAUAUUUUGUGUCAAAAUGCAAAGAUACAGUAAAGAAAAAAACUGCUUAUGAUUUAAAAAAAAAAAAAAAGAUUAUAAUAAUAGCAACAUACACUUUAUUAUAAAUUACUUUAACGACUGGUAUAAAGAUGGAAAAGAUGAGUAUUUUAUUAGUCUUUUUGUUUUGUUUUUGCUUCAAACUAAUGUUCUUCUCAGGCAGAGCCUUUCUGAGUAUUUGAGCUGCUUCAGUCACAAGUACUAUUUCUUACAGAGUUAAGCCUACAUGCAGUUUCGAGCACUCAGAGAAUGGGAUGAUGGGAUUGUACAAACCCCUUAUCGAACCAUCACCAUGGAUUAAAAAAAAAAACCAACAGUAUAGAUUUAUUUUGUUAUAAAAUUAUAUAUAUAUGUUCCCACAUGAGAAUAUAUUAAAAAAAAGAAAAAGCAGACUGGUGUUUUCAACCGAUGGAUAUUGUUAUUAAAAAGAUCAAUAUACAUUGUCCAUGUAGUAUUUUUCUGUAUCAGAAAAUCACUGUGUUUACAUAGGUGGAUCAGCUCAUUUCAGAUCUGUCUGUAAUUUCAUAUUUCACAAAAAAGGACAACGUGCCAGUUGAAUCCUUCACAGAAAUAUUUAGCCACAGCUCAGAAUACGUUUUAUUCUUUUUUCCCCCCUUCAUCUUUAUUCUAACUUCUACAAGUCCACGAUUUAAAAAAAGAGCGAUUGGUACACGUUGUAAACCCAGUGGACCGGUACAAACUAUCGGUAAGACGCUCCUAAAAUGCGUCGAGCCGCUACCGAAUUUGUCCGCCUCGUUAACCGAUUAAUACAUUUUAGAUCACUCAAAUGAUGAAUGAAAAAAAUAAAUGUCUGCAUUUAAUAACAAUAAAUGUAUUUUACAAUCCUAGAUCUACCUGCCGUUAAAUUCUUUUUAGAUGUGGUACUUUUAUUCCAGCCCCCACCCCCCAAAACAAAAUGUACUCAAGGUCAGCACGGCUGUCAAGUUAUAUAUAUAUAUUAUAUAUCUUUGUGUAACAAAUUAGUUGUAACAAAAAAAAAGACGUUAACCCAUUUUGAUUAUUGCAUUUUUGUCAAAUUUGACUCUUAAUUCUCUCGAUUUUUGGCACAAAUGUGUGUAACGACAACUUAAAAGCCUCCACUUGUGUCACUUCCUGUCAAAAGAAUAAAACAAUGCAUUUAUCAUCUGUUUUUUGAGAGAAAAUGCAAAAAAAGAGAGAAUUUUUAAGCAUUUUCUUGUUUUAUUCUCAGCCCCGAACUUUAAGGCAGAACUGUUUCACAGCUUAAAGAAGCUACUGUUCACACACACGUGUAAAAAUGUUUUAUUUUUAGAUGUAUUUGACCAGAUUACUCAUGCAGGAUUUAAAUUUAUUAGCAUAUUGAUAGUAAACUGUCAUUUAUUCUAGGUUUUUAUUGGUUCUUCAGCCGUUAACAGAUGUUAUUAGAUCUGUCGUAUCUGACGUUUGUUUCUACUAGAAGUCUGAUUAUUAUUUACCUCCCCAACAGCUGCUGGCAUGAACUUUUUUUGUUUCUUAUUGUCAAUUUUUUCUCGGACAACAUGCACCAUUAUUUUCUUUGCCCCCAGUUCUGGGUUGUAUGAUUAUUUUAGGUGUCUCUCUUUUUUAUUUUAUUUGAAACUCAUCUUUUUGUGGGUGUCCCCUGACAUGAUGAUUGGAUUGAGAUUUACCAGUGUUUCCCCAGUUUUGCUUCAAAUCUGUAUUGGGCUUUGUUAAAAAGGAAAUAAAACACUUCUUUUUAAGAAAUAAA